Messenger RNA from Rhodotorula toruloides NP11, 1278 nucleotides. Its product is annotated as methionyl aminopeptidase. Lineage: Eukaryota; Fungi; Basidiomycota; Microbotryomycetes; Sporidiobolales; Sporidiobolaceae. Gene Ontology annotation, biological process: proteolysis. The transcript is spliced from 12 exons. Gene Ontology annotation, molecular function: metalloaminopeptidase activity. The record is from RefSeq and is a predicted model, not a curated record. The coding region runs from base 1 to 1278 and encodes 425 amino acids.
AUGUCUGAUCCUUCGACUGCCGCCGCGAAUGCCAACGGCGCCGCUGUCGCGCCUCCACCGCCGCCAAAGGAAGACGGCACUCCCGUCGCAGGAUCCGGGAGGAUGUGCUCGAACGGAUGCGGGAAGGAGGCAGGAAACCUGGAGUGCCCAAAGUGUCAAUCUCUCAAGAUCUCGGGUUCCUUCUUCUGCGGCCAGAAGUGCUUCGCUAUGAACUACCCGAAGCACAACGCAAAGUUCCACAAGCCCGCAGCGGCACCAACACCGAAGUACGACUUCCCCGAAGGCACCAAGGACGGCUUCGACGGCAAGUUCAAGUACACCGGCAAGCUGCGAGCCGUCAUGCCCGUCGAGCCCGUCCCGAAGCGCCAAGUACCGGACCACAUUCCUCGACCAGACUACGCGAACCGAACUGAAGGCGAUUCCCCUUCUGAGGCUGCGGGACGUAUGGAGCGACAAGGGAAAGUCCUGAACGCGGAGGAGAUUGAGGGUAUGCGGAAAGUCUGCAAGCUCGCGCGGGAAGUACUCGACAUUGCGGCGGCGGCUGUUCGACCCGGCAUCACCACCCUCGAACUGGAUGCGAUCGUUCACGAGGAGUGCAUCAAGCGAGACUCGUACCCUAGUCCGCUCAACUAUCACCGCUUCCCUCGAUCCGUCUGCACAUCCGUCAACGAGGUCAUUUGCCACGGCAUUCCCGACGCACGACCACUCGAAGACGGCGACAUCAUCAACCUCGACGUCACCCUCUACCACGGCGGCUUCCACGGAGACUUGAACGCGACCUACCCCGUCGGUUCGUCCGUCUCGCAGGAGAACCUUGACCUCAUCGCCUGCUCGCGAGAAGCGCUAGACGAGGCAAUCCGAAUCUGCAAGCCGGGAACGCAGUACCAGGACGUUGGUAAGGUCAUCGAAGGUAUCGUCAGCAAGAAGGGUUUCCAGACGAACAAGACCUAUGUCGGACAUGGUAUCAACCAACUCUUCCACUGCGCGCCGAACGUACCGCACUACGCCGGUAACCGUGCCUCGGGCACGAUGCGCGUCGGACAGACGUUCACGAUUGAGCCGAUGAUCUGUGCGGGUAUCCAGAAGGAGAAGCACUGGCCGGACGACUGGACGGCGGUGACGACCGAUGGCAAGGCUUCGGCGCAGUUCGAGGAGACCCUGCUGAUCACGCCGACUGGUGUCGAGGUGCUGACAGCCGCUCCUGGAUGGACGCUGCCCCAGAAGGAGGUGGCGGAGGACACGUCAGCGGCGAAGAAGAAGAAGAAGGGAAAGAAGUAG